This is a messenger RNA of Acomys russatus (golden spiny mouse), 1921 nucleotides long. RefSeq names its product proline rich coiled-coil 1 (gene Prrc1). The coding region runs from base 147 to 1484 and encodes 445 amino acids. Gene Ontology annotation, cellular component: cytoplasm. NCBI's taxonomy places the organism in Eukaryota, Metazoa, Chordata, Mammalia, Rodentia, Muridae. The record is from RefSeq and is a predicted model, not a curated record. Gene Ontology annotation, biological process: activation of protein kinase A activity. The transcript has 9 exons. Gene Ontology annotation, molecular function: protein kinase A regulatory subunit binding.
CUCCUCCUGUCUUCCUCGUCCUCCGUAAGCCGGAUCCCCGCGCGGGACCCCCCACCCCGCCCCGACCCAGAACCUCGAACCCGACCCGCGUGUGCAGCUUCCGCGCAGGCGCUCGCCCGGACCCAGUGCACCACAAUUGAGGAAAAAUGAUGGAAGAAAGUGGCAUAGAGACGACUCCGCCCCGAACCCCACCCUUGAACCCUGUAGGCCUGGCUGCCGCGGCCAUGGCCUCCACUGAGGUUCACUUAGCUGCCACUAGCUCCUUCUCCUCUCCCAGCGUGUCCGGGAUGGAGUCUUUGCCACCGCAAGCCUACUCCACACCUCAGCCGUCCCUGCCCCCCGUGCAGCCGUCAGCACCGCCUCCUUCGGUGCCACUGCCUCCAGCUUCCUCAGUUCCCCUGAGUGGCACUUCUAUGCCGCCCUCUGUGUCUCCAUCACCUGCCACCGCCUUCAGCAGCCCUCCUUUAUCCCACUUCCCCCCUGCAACUUCCGCCUCGGGUGCUCUUUUAUCCGCGCCACCUUCGGGUCCUCCUAUAUCAGGAUUUUCUGUUGGCACAACUUACGACAUCACGAGGGGACAUGCCGGGAGAGCACCCCAGACACCUCUGAUGCCGUCAUUUUCUGCACCUCCAGUUACAGGUAUCUUGCCAGCCCCCAUUACUCAGCAAGCCAGUAUGACAUCUCUGGCACAGGGACCCGGAACCACAUCAGCCAUCACUUUCCCAGAGGAACAGGAAGAUCCUAGAAUUAACAGAGGUCAGGAUGAUGCGCCUGCUGGUGGAAUCUGGGGCUUUAUCAAGGGCGUGGCUGGGAAUCCUAUGGUGAAAUCUGUACUGGAUAAGACCAAGCAUUCGGUAGAAAGCAUGAUUACGACGCUGGACCCCGGCAUGGCUCCAUAUAUCAGGUCUGGAGGUGAACUGGAUAUUGUUGUCACCUCAAAUAAAGAAGUGAAAGUGGCUGCUGUCCGAGAUGCCUUCCAGGAGGUCUUUGGCUUAGCGGUGGUUGUGGGGGAAGCUGGACAGUCCAAUAUUGCUCCACAGCCAGUAGGCUAUGCAGCUGGAUUAAAGGGUGCCCAGGAGCGCAUCGACAGCCUGCGGAGGACUGGAGCCAUCCACGAGAAGCAGACCGCUGUGUCAGUGGAAAACUUCAUCGCCGAGCUGCUGCCUGACAAAUGGUUUGACAUCGGCUGCUUGGUGGUUGAAGACCCCGUGCAUGGCAUCCGCCUGGAAGCAUUUACUCAAGCCACGCCAGUGCCUUUGGAGUCUGUGCAGCAGGCACAAAGCCUGACUCCUCAGGACUACAAUCUGAGGUGGUCAGGCCUUCUGGUGACAGUGGGUGAAGUCCUGGAAAAAAGCUUGCUUAAUGUCAGCCGGACUGAUUGGCACCUGGCUUUCACUGGCAUGUCCCGCCGACAGAUGAUCUACAGCGCAGCCAAGGCCGUGGCGGGCAUGUAUAAGCAGCGCCUGCCACCCAGGCCCAUGUGAGACCAACAGCUGGGACAUGGAGACCUGCCAUCACCCUUGGCUCUGUGUUAGAGGAGACUGACUAGCUCCCAUGAUCCAACAGUUUUUUACAAUUUUCCUCGAGGCUGCAAUCCUUUUAAAAGAUUUUUAAAAAAUAAAGACACAGUGUCAUUCCAGUAAAACAGAAGAAAUAGAUCCCCUUUUUUUACUGUCAUGAUUUUAUACAUCCUAGUUCUCAAAAAAAUAUAUACGCAAAUGUACUUACAGCACAAUUCACUAUACCAAAUUUAUAAAGUGGAGAUCUGUGUUCACAUAUUUGGUGAUUUGUUCUCAGCUCUUCUGGUUUCUUAAUAUGUAAUGAGGUCUGUGUGUGUUAACUCUCUUGUGAAGGUUUGUUUCCUGUUGUCAUGUGUGUGUGCACAUGAUCUCAGUCACACUCAACGGUGGGCCUGAGGGUU